Auanema sp. JU1783 is the source of this 228-nucleotide messenger RNA. Lineage: Eukaryota; Metazoa; Nematoda; Chromadorea; Rhabditida; Rhabditidae. The record is from the annotation of a GenBank genome assembly.
AUGAAUUCCUCGGCUCAGUCACGGAUGCUGCUUUUCUAUUUCAUUUUUGUUUUUUUGCAUUGUAGCUCAUAUGGAGCUAUUAUAAUUUCUAGACCAGCAUACACGAGUACUACCAUUUUGACGCAACCUCAACCUAUGACUACUUCUUACAUAUAUUCACCGGCUUCUUAUGUUUAUUCGUAUCCACUGCUUUACUCAUAUCCAACGGUCGCCUAUUUAUAUCAAUAA